AUGCACGGAGUGCGUCGUACACGCGAGACGGCUGAUGCGCGCGAGGCGCGGCGAGCGAAGGAGCAGGCCAAGCUCGAUGCAUACCAGACUCUCUCGGAUGAUAUCCUUUCACGAAAGAAGGCAGGCGACCACAGUCGUGAAGCAUUCGACCUAACCACACGAAUGCUAAGCACUGGACCGGCUCCGAAUCCCGAGUUCUAUACCGUAUGGAACUACAGGCGCCACAUCCUCCUGAACGGAGUUUUUCCUCAAAGUGAUCCCAAGGCGAUCAACGAGCUUCUCUCAGACGAGCUGGCCCUAACGUUCGCCGCGCUCAAGAAGCACCCGAAGGUGUAUUGGAUAUGGAAUCACAGACGAUGGUGCUUGGAGAAUAUUCCAGAGGGCGGUGAUGGCGAGGAGGGCGACAAGGACGGUUGGCGCAAAGCGCACUGGGGUCGAGAGUUGCUGAUCGUCGAGAAGAUGCUCGAGGCGGAUGCGCGGAAUUUUCAUGCUUGGGAUUAUCGCCGAUACGUUCUUGCUGGCAUGCCUGUGAAGCGUUCGGACGCAUCUGAGCUCGCAUACACCACACGCAAGAUCGAGGCGUCCUUCUCCAACUUUAGCGCCUGGCAUCAGCGCACCAAAGUGCUCCCUGCGCUAUGGGAGAGCGGAAAGCUCGACCGCGCAAAGAGUCUACGUGACGAGCUUACACUCGUUCAGAAUGCAAUGUGGACCACGCCGGAGGAUCAGAGUGUAUGGUUAUACCAUCGCUGGUUGCUCGGAGACGGGAAGGACAAGGAGCUUUUGGAGAAGGAGAUAGAAGGGAUCCAAGAACUGCUGCAAGAACAGCCGGAUAGCAAGUGGUGCAUGGAGAGCUUGGUACAUUACAAGCAGCUGAUGGUGCGCGCUCACUCGAGGACUCUGGGAGAAGACCGUGCGCGAACAUUACGUGCGGAGUGCAAGUCUCUCUUGGAGCAACUGGAGGCGCAGGACCCGAUGAGACGACAGAGAUAUCGCGACCUAGCGGCAAACUUGUCUGCCUAA
This is a messenger RNA of Peniophora sp. CBMAI 1063, 1020 nucleotides long. The record is from the annotation of a GenBank genome assembly. Lineage: Eukaryota; Fungi; Basidiomycota; Agaricomycetes; Russulales; Peniophoraceae.